AUGGCGAGACCCCCAGUGCUAGCCUUCGACGCUGAGGGUCGCCCAGUUAAGUUCGACACCUGGCUUGAUGACCUCCACCUCUUCCUACAGCUCACUGCCAAGGAAGACAUCUCACUGUACGAUCACGCCUUAGGUCACGCUACUGCUCCUGCUGCUACUGCUGACAGCACUGCUCGCUCACAGUGGCAGACUCGUGACGCCCAUGCUCGCUUCGCUAUUCGCAACUCUCUGCCGAUAGACGAGCGCGAGCACUUUGGGCAGCACAAGACUGCCCAGGCACUGUACACUGCUGUAGUUGCCCGCUACUCCUCACUGGCCUCUGCCGCUCUAGGCCGUCUCUCUCUUCCCUACCUGUUCCCCGACUUAGCCUCCUUCCACACUGUCGCUGAUCUCAUCACCCACCUCCGCACUAGUGAGGCUCGCUUUCGCGCCGCUAUGCCUGAUGAGUUUCUUGCCACGAACCCACCCCCGCUCUGGCUCACUCUCUACCACCUAGUCACGCGCCUCCCUGAAUCGCUGCGCUCAGUCAGGGACCACUUCCUAGCACGCUGCCCCACUGAGCUCACCAUUGCCCUCCUCGAGAAGGAACUCCUUGCAGCUGAGACUAGCAUAGUCGCUGUAGUGGGGGAGGUGGUGGCGUGGGAGGUGGCGCGGGUGGAGGAGGUGGCGGCAGUGGGAGGGGUGGGCGGCAGCAGCGGAGGAGGUGGCCGGGGCGGAGGAGGAGGUGGGAGUGGCGGUGGACGAGGCGGCGGCAGGGGUUGGAGUGGUCGAGGGGUGUGGUAG
Closterium sp. NIES-65 is the source of this 783-nucleotide messenger RNA. Lineage: Eukaryota; Viridiplantae; Streptophyta; Zygnematophyceae; Desmidiales; Closteriaceae. The record is from the annotation of a GenBank genome assembly.